Clupea harengus (Atlantic herring) is the source of this 525-nucleotide messenger RNA. Its product is annotated as histone H4. NCBI's taxonomy places the organism in Eukaryota, Metazoa, Chordata, Actinopteri, Clupeiformes, Clupeidae. The record is from RefSeq and is a predicted model, not a curated record. Gene Ontology annotation, cellular component: nucleosome. Gene Ontology annotation, molecular function: protein heterodimerization activity; structural constituent of chromatin; DNA binding.
GGCAAAGUUAGGCGUGUCUUGAUGACGUAUCUAGGCCUAAACAAUUCACAGAAAAGGGAGGGACUAAAAGCAGGGAAGUCUUCAAAUAGGUCCUCUUUACCCGGAUAAGUUCAGAUGUCAGGCUGCAUAUUGUCACUCUGAUUUGGCAGACUGUUGAAUUGUGAAAAUGAGCGGUAGAGGCAAAGGCGGCAAAGGACUGGGUAAGGGAGGCGCUAAGCGCCAUCGCAAGGUUCUCCGUGAUAACAUCCAGGGCAUCACCAAGCCCGCUAUCAGGCGUCUUGCUCGCCGUGGUGGUGUGAAGCGUAUCUCUGGCCUCAUCUACGAGGAGACCCGUGGCGUGUUGAAGGUGUUCCUGGAGAACGUUAUCCGUGAUGCCGUCACCUACACCGAGCACGCUAAGAGAAAAACCGUCACUGCCAUGGACGUCGUUUAUGCUCUGAAACGCCAAGGUCGUACUCUGUAUGGCUUUGGUGGUUAAGAAGUUAUCCCGCUCAAACUGGAAUCAAAGGCUCUUUUAAGAGCCAC